Molecule: messenger RNA, 267 nt
Organism: Maudiozyma barnettii
Lineage: Eukaryota; Fungi; Ascomycota; Saccharomycetes; Saccharomycetales; Saccharomycetaceae
Gene: TSC3
Product: Tsc3p
Exons: 1
Coding region: 1-267 (88 amino acids)
Source: RefSeq, a predicted model, not a curated record
AUGCUACAUCCAAAGAUUGUCGUCAAGAGCUCACACCUUAUGGAAUUCGUUCCAACGGUGAAGGAAAGAAGAGCCAAUGGUCUAGAUAAACAGAACUUCAUUGUUGAAAAAAUUGAAGACGGUAUCGAGAAGAUGUACUGGAUGUACUAUAUCAACUUACCAUACUAUCUGAUGUUGACUGCAGAUUCAUACAUUCUACAUAGCUUCAUCUUAACAAUGGUCAGUUUAAGUGUAUUUGGUGUAGUUAAGUACUGCUUAAUGUACUAG